AUGACGCCCCAUAAUGCAGUCGGCUGGUCAGCCUGGGAGGAGGAAAACCUCCUUCCCUGGCUCGAAUCUAAUCGAAACUUGACCUGGAAGGCCUUGUCAAUUGCCUAUUGGCAGCAGUAUCGUGUAAGACGAAGUGUUGAGUCUCUACGAGGGAAAAAGCAUCACAUCCUUCGAAAACGCCGCGACGCUAGUAGCUCAUCCAUUGCGCGUGGAUCCAAAGUACCGAAGUGUGCAGACUGCAAAUGUAAGGGUAAACCACUGAGGCGUCGAAGCAAACGACGGCUUAAUAAUCUACCCAUGCAUCAAUCAAACCGCAAUGACUCUGCAAAAUCGAAAAGACCAUUCCCUGAUCCCCCACUGAUGCCAGCAGACUAUAUUCAGCUUGGUGACAGGAGGGAAUGA
This is a messenger RNA of Penicillium angulare, 402 nucleotides long. RefSeq lists its product as uncharacterized. NCBI's taxonomy places the organism in Eukaryota, Fungi, Ascomycota, Eurotiomycetes, Eurotiales, Aspergillaceae. The coding region runs from base 1 to 402 and encodes 133 amino acids. The record is from RefSeq and is a predicted model, not a curated record. The transcript is spliced from 2 exons.